This is a messenger RNA of Xenopus laevis (African clawed frog), 1073 nucleotides long. Its product is annotated as nicotinamide N-methyltransferase. Bases 131 to 916 code for a protein of 261 amino acids. The record is from RefSeq and is a predicted model, not a curated record. NCBI's taxonomy places the organism in Eukaryota, Metazoa, Chordata, Amphibia, Anura, Pipidae. The transcript has 4 exons.
CUCAGUAACAAUAAAUGCACAGACCCAUCGACCGUUUUUACUGUAUUUAUCCAGCAUCUUGUGUCAAUUAUCUCCUGCCAGAACUUUGCACAGAAUUCCAGUAUAACAGGACAUUUCGGGAGCCCACGCUAUGAGCUGCUCAGAGCAUAAGGACUACCAUGAUGAAGAGUUUGAUCCCUGUCAUUUCUUUGACACGUACGCUGGGACUGAUAAGACCAUUUCUAAGGAGGAGCUGGUGGAAAAUCCCAUAAAAUUUCUCUAUAAUUUAUUGUCAUCAGGUUCUGUGAAAGGAGAAAUAUUGAUUGGGCUUAGCGUUGGCUCUUCUGUGUGGGAAAGCUUUGUUGCUGCUGAUUUCUUCAAAAAUAUUAUAUUGCUGGAAUAUUCAGACUGCUGUAUAAAAGCCUUAGAGAAUUGGAUCAGAAAUGAACCUGGAGCUGUGGAACAAGCCCAUGUUUUAGAGUUUGUUUGCUCACUUAUAGGGCAAAGUACAGAUUGGAAGAAACAUGAAGAAAAAACCAGACGGGCAAUCAAACAACUGGUAAAAUGGGACAUCACGAAAGAGAACCCACUGGGUACAGUUGUGUUGCCCCAAGCAGAUUGCUUAUUUACCAUUUUUUACUUGGAGGGCAUUAGCAAAGAUCAAGACAUCUAUAUAAACCUUCUAAAGAAAUUUUUGUCCCUUCUGAAGAUUGGAGGUCACCUGAUCCUGGUAGCAGCGAUCAACAUGUCUUAUUACACGGUCGGCCAACACAAGUUUGCUGCUCUAAAGUGCAACGAAGAUUUUAUACGAAAGGCUCUGGCAAAAGUCGGGUGCACCAUUGUAAGCUCUGAAACUCACAAAAGGAAAUUUAAAUCACCUUUAACCGAUUAUGAAUCAAUUGCCUAUUUUGUGUCUCGCAAAGACAGGGUGGGAUAACUGAUUGGAUUCAGUUGCAAUUACAUUUCUCACAUUAAUCUUGCAUUAAAUUUGCACUAUUAUGUCUACUCUUAGAUUUGUCUUCCUAAUGCAUAAAGUAUAUCCAUGAUAUAGGAAUACCAUCAUCAAAAUUAAAAAAAAAAUAUUUGCUUGAAAA